AACAUCGAUGGUUUCUCUAGUAACCAGAAACAAAAAAAAUUAGAUAUAUAUUUGUGUAAUUCGUUCUUUCGUUACUACAAUGGGAAAACUCAAAAGUCUGUAUAUACAACUAGAAAAUCCAAAAGCUGAAUACCGAUCAGGGCAAAUAAUAAAUGGAAGUCUUGUUAUGGAAUCAUCCAAAGAAAUGAUAGUAAAAGACAUACGAGUGACGUUUAAAGGUUUCGCUGAAGUUCUAUGGAUGAUAGUUGGACGACUGGGUGAAAGAUCAUAUACCUCUUAUUAUACAGCCUCCGAACUUUAUCUGGACCAAACUGUUCCAUUAUAUGGAAAAGGUGCAGGGGUGGGAAAUAAAAACUAUAUUCCGCCAGGCAAAUACGUGUAUCCAUUUUCUUUUGCACUUCCACAAAACUUGCCAUCAUCAUUUCAAGGAUAUCACGGUUUCGUGCGAUAUAUUGUGUCAGGCACAAUUGAAAAGUCUAUGAAAAAGAAAUAUGAAGCUGAACAUCAGUUGAUUAUUAUUGCAGACUUAGAUUUGAACGAAGUUCCAAAUGCAGCUUGUAUGACUGAAAAAGAGGAAGAUAAAUACAUAUGCUGCUUAUGCUGUAUGUCAGGACCAAUAACUUGCAAAUUGACGACAGACAAACUUGGAUAUAUCCCUGGAGAAACAAUUUCUUUUCAUGUGGAAAUUCAAAAUUUCAGUGGAAAAAUUUGCAAAAAUUAUGUCAAAUUUUAUUGGAUAUCUACUUAUCGUUCCAAGAAAUCAUUCAUUACGUCAGUAGAAAUAAUUGAGAAAGUGAAGCACAGAAGAGUACAGUCGGGACGUUCCGAAUCCUGGACAGGAAAUUUAUCUAUUGCUCUAAAAUCACCCAUAUCAAAUCUUGAAGGAUGUUCAAUAAUAGACAUCGACUACUAUGUAGAACUUGUUGUUGUUCCGAUUAACUCGUUUGAGAAAAAUAUCCAUGUCCCCAUCAAGAUAAUCAUCGGGACAACGCCAUUAAAGAUGGAUAAUAAGAGAGGUCAACUAAUGUCUGGGUUGUCAACAUUUGAAUUGGAAGUUCCCGGUGAUCUUCGACUACAAUCAAUACACCCAACGGCAAGAAAGUCCGAGAUCUUUAACAUAGAAUCUUCGCCUUUCCAUGAGAGAAUAUUUGGUUCUGAAGAUAUGAAUGAUGAAGAUGAUGAUCGCAGGAGACGAUACGAUUGGUCAGAUUAAUAAACCGUUAAGAACAAAAAAGCUGGUUUGAAUUAACUACUAUGAAACUGAAAUUUUUGUAUUUUUAUCUCUGUUAUUUUUU
Molecule: messenger RNA, 1295 nt
Organism: Saccostrea cuccullata (small rock oyster)
Lineage: Eukaryota; Metazoa; Mollusca; Bivalvia; Ostreida; Ostreidae
Product: arrestin domain-containing protein 3-like
Exons: 7
Coding region: 80-1213 (377 amino acids)
Biological process (GO): protein transport
Cellular component (GO): cytoplasm
Source: RefSeq, a predicted model, not a curated record